AUGGUUCCCGGGAAUGCUUCCCCCCAUAUUAGCAAGGAAGAGGUUGCUAAGUGUGUGCAGUUUGGGAAGUUGACUAAAGACCCAAUCGAGCCAACCAUUUACUUGCAUGAGAAAACAAAGUUGAGCCAGCAUAAGAUGAAAAUUGACCCCAUGCUUUUGGAGUGUGGCAUAGGUCGUCCAAAUGAGUUUGAAGAUUCUUAUAGAAAUGGUUCAAUUUCUAAUAUCGAGAGGGAAAAAGGGGCAAUAGAAAAUGAUUUCAAUGAUUAUGAACCGACUGUUUUACCCUCAGACAAGUACAAUGUUGAUGUUGGGCCUUACAAUGAUAUCCAGAAUGUUGAUGGUGUACUAUCAUGUUCAGGGAAUGAGAAGAUAGAUGUUGAGAAUGAGAUUGGUUUGGAAGAUGAUGCUUCUAAAUUUCGCAUGGAAGGGAAGGAGAAGGAGAAGGAGGACUUGGGGAUUUUGAAUUUUGAAAUUGUACCAGAAGAUGUCAUUCCAUACGAAGCCAGUGUGUAUGGUACCACAGACACUCCUGUUAUUCACAAAAUAGAGGACGAUGACAACGUGAAGAUCGAUCCUACUAUUUUAAGGAGAGACAAAGAGCUUUGCAAAAUGGAAAAAUCAUUUCAGGAUAUGAUUCUUAAGUAUAACAAAAGCAAAGGCAGGCAGAUUGGUGCAUUCAAUUUGAAAGUAGCCCUACCACAGUCCAAGUUCGAACUUGGACUUUUCCUAUUUGACUUUAGUUUGUCGUUGCGAGACGUGUUGGUCGAUAAUGUAAUGGGACAGUUGGAGCGGUGGUACUUCAGAAGCCUUAGACCUAAAGCUGAGGUGGACAUGAAGAUUAUUGAUGCUUUUGGGUGUGUAUUAAGAUAUAGAGACAACCCUGAUGGUGUAAUAGAUGACGAUGCUCAAACUUUAAUUUUCCCAACCUAUUGGCCCAGCCUGGUAUGUUGUAAUACAAAUUUGAAUUUCCUGGUUAUUUCAAUAAAAUAA
Molecule: messenger RNA, 990 nt
Organism: Humulus lupulus (European hop)
Lineage: Eukaryota; Viridiplantae; Streptophyta; Magnoliopsida; Rosales; Cannabaceae
Exons: 4
Coding region: 1-990 (329 amino acids)
Source: RefSeq, a predicted model, not a curated record